AUGAAGCAAAGUAGUCAGAGCUCUUUUGAUCAAAUGCCAGCUCUUCAUCACUCCCCCAUCACUCCUCUACCUCUUCUUGGUGCCGGAAACGGAGGUGGUACAAAGGCUAGGAUGAAAACACAGCCUGAGGGAUAUCCAAAACUUGCUGCCCUUCAGGGUACCUAUUCUCAGUUAGGGAUAUACCGUCGUUUUUCGACUCUCAAUGCCCGUAAUCUUCUCUAUCUCCAAGCAGAGCUCGUUAUCCUCGAAGCCGACCUCAAUCAAUUCACAAAGAAUGACUAUGAGUGUCUUUUUCAACAACGUCAACUUGCCACCUUCGAUCUGCCAGAAUCCGGAAACCUCGAAUUCCUGAACCAUUGGCUUGUCGAUUCGAGACAGAAUGAUUGUGCCCUUGAAGGCUUAGAUAGAAACGUCUGGAAAGAAGGGAAGGACUUGCUGGUCAUCAAACCUGAUGAGAUAGCGGCUGAAUCUUUCACGAGAAUCCCGCGGAAACCCCUGACAGCAAUUUACCACAUAUUCAGGAUGCGCUGCCGUCGCCGACAGGCCGAUGAGGAGAGCCUGAUAUAUGUGUACAAUGAGAAGAUUGUAAUCAGGAUAGCUGAUAUGAUUGGGUCAGCCAUCGCUUCAUCGUUGCCCGUUCUGGCUGUUGUAGUCCUGUAUUCAGUUCAUGAAAUGUUGGCAAGGUUAGGCAUAAUCGCUCUGUUCACAGUGGUGUUUGCUUUGGCGCUAGUGGUGACUACGAAGGCGAAGAGAGUUGAUAUAUUUGCCGCGACUGCUGCGUUCGCAAGUGUACAAGUCGUAUUUGUGGGAAGCACCUCAUCUUGA
This is a messenger RNA of Sclerotinia sclerotiorum 1980 UF-70, 825 nucleotides long. RefSeq lists its product with no specific name. Bases 1 to 825 code for a protein of 274 amino acids. The transcript is spliced from 4 exons. The record is from RefSeq and is a predicted model, not a curated record. NCBI's taxonomy places the organism in Eukaryota, Fungi, Ascomycota, Leotiomycetes, Helotiales, Sclerotiniaceae.